CGAACGCGAUUAUGGCGGCUAGAAAGGGCUGGGCGUCCGGCUAAUCGAAGAAGACGGAGGCGAUCGGCAAAAAUAGGCCGCCGAACUUGGAAUUCUGCAACACUGGAUCAGACCUGGGAUUUUGGUUUGAUUCUGGAUUAAAAAGCUCAGCCUCCACCGCAUCUGCUUCCUACUACCACACCGAACACCAGUCGAAAGGAAAAUCUUCUUACUUUUCCUUUAGAAUCAGGACUGGUAAUACCAAAUGCAUGGGUAGGUCGGCUCUUACUCAUUUAAGCUUCUCUUCUCUGCGUUUUCUUUCUACAAACACCUCCAAAUCUGCUGUAAACGAACUUGCCAGUCUCUGCUCCAAAGGGUACACAAAAGAAGCCUUUGAGAGGUUUAAACCUCAAAUAUGGGCAGACCCAUCUCUCUUCUCUCACCUUAUUCAUUCUUGUAUCUCCCAGAAAUCACUUUCUUUAGGAAAACAGCUUCAUUCUUUGAUAAUUGUAUCUGGGUGUUCAAGGGACAAAUUUGUGUCAAAUCACACACUAAACAUGUACGCCAAAUUUAGAGAGCUACAGAGUGCUUUGGCUUUGUUUGAUGUUAUGCCAUUAAAGAAUAUAAUGUCUUGUAACAUUUUGAUUAAUGGGUAUCUGCAAAUUGGUGAUUUGGACGGUGCCAGACAGGUGUUUGAUGAAAUGACUGAGAGAAAUAUUGCCACAUGGAAUGCCAUGCUUGCUGGUUUCAUUCAGUUCGAACAUAACGAGGAGGGGUUAAGAUUGUUUAGAGAAAUGCGUGAGUGGGAGUUUAUGCCUGAUGAGUAUGCUCUUGCUAGUGUUCUUAGGGGCUGUGCAGGUUUGAGAGUUCUGUCUGCAGGGAGGCAGGUUCACGGUCAUCUGAUAAAAUGUGGGUUUGAGGUCAAUUUGGUUGUUGGGAGCUCUUUGGCUCAUAUGUAUAUGAAAUGUGGGAGCUUGGAGGAAGGAGAAAAGGUGAUUAAAUCUAUGCCAAUCCGCAAUGUGGUUGCUUGGAAUACACUUAUUGCAGGAAAAGCUCAAAAGGGGUGCUCUGAGAAUGUUUUGGUUGAGUACAAUAUGAUGAAACUGUCAGGUUUUAGGCCUGAUAAGAUUACUUUUGUGAGCGUGAUUAGUUCAUGUUCUGACUUGGCAACGCUUGGACAAGGUCAGCAGAUUCAUGCUGAAGUGAUCAAGAAUGGUUCUAGUUCAGUCAAUGGUGUGAUAAGUUCAUUAAUUAGCAUGUAUUCAAAGUGUGGGUGUCUGGAAGGUUCUGUAAAAGCCUUUUCUGAAUGUGAAGAACCUGAUACAGUGUUGUGGAGCUCAAUGAUUGCUGCUUAUGGGUUUCAUGGACGAGGAGAGGAAGCCAUCAAGUUGUUUGACAAGAUGGAGCAGGAAGAGUUGGAGCCAAACGAUGUUACCUUCUUGAGCUUACUUUAUGCUUGUAGUCAUUGUGGUUUGAAAGAAAAAGGACUUAAAAUCUUUGACCUGAUGCAGAAGUAUGGACUAAAGCCUGGUGUACAACACUAUACUUGUGUAGUUGACCUAUUUGGUCGUUCUGGUUGUCUGGAUAAAGCAGAGGUUACAAUAAGAUCAAUGCCAGUGCAGGCAGAUGUUAUCAUAUGGAAGACUUUGUUAUCUGCGUGUAAGAUCCAUAAGAAUGCAGACAUGGCAAAAAGGGUUGCCAUAGAAGUACUUAGGCUUGAUCCUCAGGAUUCCGCUUCUUAUGUACUCCUUUCAAACAUUCAUGCGUCUGCUAAAAUGUGGCAGGAUGUAUCUGCUGUAAGAAAAUCCAUGAGAGAUAGGAGAGUGAAGAAGGAACCUGGUAUAAGCUGGUUGGAAAUCAAAAAUAAGAUUCAUCAGUUUUGCAUUGCUGAUAAAUUCCAUCCACAAUCAGAGGAGAUCGAUUUGUAUUUGAGAAAACUAACUUCAGACAUGAAGUUACGGGGUUAUAUACCUGACACUGCAUCUGUUCUGCAUGAUAUGGAUAAUGAGGAAAAAGAAUACAACCUGACUCAUCAUAGUGAGAAGUUGGCUAUUGCUUUUGCUCUAAUGAAUACUCCCCCAGAUACUCCAAUAAGGGUGAUGAAGAACCUACGAGUUUGCAGUGAUUGUCAUGUCGCUAUUAAGUUCAUAUCAGAGAUCAAAAACAGAGAGAUAAUCGUGAGGGAUGCUAGUAGAUUUCAUCAUUUUAAAGAUGGGAAAUGUUCUUGUGGAGAUUAUUGGUAAGAGGAUUCUCUACCACCCAAGCAGUAGAUGAUGCCAUCUAUUUUUUCUAUUUAGCUAGUUUACAAUAAUCUAAUUUGGCUCCCAUAUUUUUUUGGUUAUAACCACGAGUAGACAUUCACAAAUGGAAGAAUCACAUUUGCUUCCUAAUUGCUUGAAACAGUAACAUUUUUUUAGAGGUUCAGAUGAGUGUGUAUUGUGUUGUGCCUGCAUAUCUUCAGUUGAAUCUAUUUCAGCUGAACAAAAAGUAGCUAGAAAAGAAAUUAAACUUUUAUUU
Molecule: messenger RNA, 2496 nt
Organism: Rubroshorea leprosula
Lineage: Eukaryota; Viridiplantae; Streptophyta; Magnoliopsida; Malvales; Dipterocarpaceae
Source: the annotation of a GenBank genome assembly